Cyprinus carpio (common carp) is the source of this 2236-nucleotide messenger RNA. RefSeq names its product nucleolar protein 58-like. The record is from RefSeq and is a predicted model, not a curated record. The transcript has 15 exons. Gene Ontology annotation, molecular function: snoRNA binding. Lineage: Eukaryota; Metazoa; Chordata; Actinopteri; Cypriniformes; Cyprinidae. Gene Ontology annotation, cellular component: small-subunit processome; box C/D methylation guide snoRNP complex. The coding region runs from base 40 to 1836 and encodes 598 amino acids.
GAGAGUGUACAUGCGCACUUUUCGUCGGUAGUACUGCGCAUGCGCACACUGUCUCCAUGUGCACCGCGUGGACGAGCGUCUCGCUGUGCUGUAGCGGAAGACUCUCAAUGUGGAGAGCGCGGCAGUGAACUUUAUUUAGGGCGAGAAAAAAAAAUCAAAAUGUUAGUGUUAUUUGAAACUGCCGCUGGCUAUGCCAUCUUCAAGGUCCUGGAUGAACAGAAACUCCAGCAGGUGGACAGCCUGUGGAAGGAGUUUGAGACGCCAGAAAAAGCCAACAAAGUUGUAAAACUGAAGCACUUUGAGAAGUUCCAGGACACAACAGAAGCUCUUGCAGCGGCCACGGCGAUGGUGGAGGGGAAAUUGGGGAAAAGUCUGAAAAAAGUUCUCAAGAAAGUUGUGGCCAAAGAGGCUCAUGAGCAGCUGGCCAUCACUGAUGUCAAACUAGGAGGAGUCAUUAAGGAGAAGCUGAACCUGAGCUGUGUGCACAGCCCUGCUGUAGCUGAGCUCAUGAGAGGCAUCAGAAACCAGAUGGAGGGGCUUAUCACAGGUCUUCCUGCCAGAGAGAUCAGUGCCAUGUCUCUCGGUUUGGCCCACAGUCUUUCACGGUACAAGCUGAAGUUCAGCCCAGACAAGGUGGACACCAUGAUUGUUCAAGCCAUUUCUCUGCUGGAUGAUCUGGAUAAGGAGCUCAAUAACUACAUCAUGCGCUGCAGGGAAUGGUACGGCUGGCACUUCCCAGAGCUUGGCAAGAUCAUCACAGAUAACCUGGCGUACUGCAAGAGUGUCCGCAAGAUUGGUGAUCGCACAAAUGUGGCAUCGAUGGAGUUGUCUGACAUUCUGCCAGAGGAGAUUGAGGCAGAGGUUAAGCUAGCUGCAGAGAUCUCCAUGGGAACAGAGGUGUCCGAGGAGGACAUUGCCAACAUCAUGCACCUGUGUGACCAGGUGAUUGAAAUUACAGAGUAUCGCUCACAGCUGUAUGAUUAUCUGAAGAAUCGUAUGAUGGCAAUUGCACCCAACCUGACAGUCAUGGUGGGAGAAUUAGUGGGAGCCCGUCUCAUUUCACAUGCAGGAUCUCUGCUGAACUUGGCCAAGCAUCCUGCGUCCACUGUACAGAUUCUCGGGGCAGAAAAAGCUCUGUUCCGUGCUCUGAAAACCCGCCGGGAUACACCUAAAUACGGCCUCAUCUAUCACGCCUCUCUGGUGGGGCAAACCACAGCCAAGAACAAGGGUAAAAUCUCCAGAAUGCUGGCUGCUAAAUCAGCCCUUGCCAUCCGUUACGAUGCGCUGGGAGAAGAUACCAAUGCAGAGAUGGGAGUGGAAAAUAGAGCCAAGUUGGAGGCACGAUUACGCUACCUGGAGGAGAAAGGGAUCAGACGCAUCAGCGGGUCAGGAAAAGCUCUGGCAAGGGCUGAUAAAUAUCAACACAAGAGUGAUGUAAAGGUAUACGACCCAUCUGGGGACUCCACACUCCCCACUGUAUCAAAGAAAAGGAAGAUUGAAGAGGUAGAGGAGGGCGAGGAGGAAGAGAAGCCAGUGGAGGCUAAAGCCAAGAAAGUAAAGAGGGAAGCCCCCACAGAAGCAGAAACAGAGACACCAAAGAAGAAGAAGAAAAAGGAGAAGAAGAAAGCGGAGGAGGAAUCCAAGCCAGAAGAGGAGGAGAGAGCCAUCAGCCCGGCAGAGGAGGUGAGAGGGAUGACAAAAAAGAAAAAGAAGGAAAAGAAACGAGCGGCUGAGGAGGAGCCGAAGGAAGAGGUGGAAGAAGCGGCAGUCAGUCCAGCAGAAGAGACAACAGAAAAGAAGAAGAAAAAGAAGAAAAAGGUUAAAGAGGACGAAUAGAUGAAUUGGACUCUUUUUUUUUUUUUUUUUUUUUUUUUUUUUUCCUGAACUUUGUUGUAUAUAACAUGACAUUUUAAUAGUUUUUGGACGUCACAUCCCCCUUUUGUGUGUCUGGCCCAGCUCACAAUCAACAGUUCCAGUGGACUGUCGUCAUUCUUUAAAAAAUAUAUUUUAAUUAUAGGACAUUUUCUCUCCAUAUUGCUUGAUUGCUAGAAAAAAAAGUCGAUAAAUUUAUAUAAUUUGAUGCUUCUGUGUAUCGAGUUGUACUGGAUCAUACAGUUUAGUUAGUCUUUUUUAAGUGAAUGUUUUCAUUUUAAAGUGAAUGAGUGGGAUCACAUUAUAAAAGAAUGAUCUGUGAGGAGUAUGUUUUGUGAUUAUUAAAUACUGUAUGUUUCUAGCA